AUGGCUUCAGGAUACGGACUUGCUGGUGGCCCAUCCCGCUGCUUCCCCUUCUGGCAAGAAGUCCUCGCAUGCUACACGACCAACACAAACGCCGAGGACGACUCUGGCAAGGCAAAAUGCGCCCCCGUCCUUGAGGACUACUACGAGUGCCUUCACCACAAGAAGGAGACCAAAUUACCAAAGCUGACAACGCAAUACCAGGCUGCCCGUACCCUCGCCCUGCAAGCCGCGUACCGCAAAGCCGAAGCCAACAUAAAACGCGACGACGCACCGUCCGCGGGCGAGAUAAGGCGAUUGGGCGUGUUGGAUGCGCCGCUUGAGGAGAAGAAUCUCAAGCCUAGCAAGUGGUUCCCUCAUAAGGAGAUCAACUAG
Messenger RNA from Alternaria arbusti, 372 nucleotides. RefSeq lists its product as uncharacterized. The record is from RefSeq and is a predicted model, not a curated record. Bases 1 to 372 code for a protein of 123 amino acids. Gene Ontology annotation, biological process: mitochondrial respiratory chain complex I assembly. The transcript has 3 exons. NCBI's taxonomy places the organism in Eukaryota, Fungi, Ascomycota, Dothideomycetes, Pleosporales, Pleosporaceae.